Messenger RNA from Hipposideros armiger (great roundleaf bat), 3030 nucleotides. RefSeq names its product cAMP-specific 3',5'-cyclic phosphodiesterase 4D-like. NCBI's taxonomy places the organism in Eukaryota, Metazoa, Chordata, Mammalia, Chiroptera, Hipposideridae. The coding region runs from base 2377 to 3030 and encodes 217 amino acids. The transcript is spliced from 2 exons. The record is from RefSeq and is a predicted model, not a curated record.
ACUGACAGUAAGAAUCAGGUUACAUUUGAGGUGUUCUAUUUGCUUGAGAAAGAAGAUCAUAAACUGCUUCUGCUGUUAGUAUUUGAAGUGAGAAUAAGAGUUCAGAUAGAGGUAUUUUGCCAUAGUUACAUUGAGGGGAAUGGUGGCAAGCCAUUCCCCUCAAUGUACCUCUUCAGAGGUAAGAAGACAUUUCUAUACUCCUUUAAAAUGAUUCCAAAUGCAAUGAAUAAUAAUACAAUGAAUUAAAAGGAAAAAAAGUUUACACUGUAUAAUACUUCCUCUUCUCUCCUUUCCUGUUUGGAAAGAUACCAGCUCAAUGUCUCCGUAGGCAUAGAAAAGGCUUUGGCCACUGCCAUUAGUCACAUUUGUAUCUAUAAAAGGGAGAGAGUGUGCUUUAGUCAAGUAUGUUUUCAGUAGGACACAGAGGGAGGUGGUGUUUAGGAAACUGCCUUGUUCCUCUCAAGACACAGCCUUUUUCAGGUUUUGUGCAUGGACAACAUAUGGGCAGAGUGCCAAUAUGGAAAUGUCAGAGGAGGGGACAUUUCCUACCAUAAAAAAAAGAAAGAAACCCAUGAAGAGAUGCCAAGAGUUGGUUUUUUUGUUUGUUUGUUUUGGGGUUGUUGUUGUUGUUUUUUUGUGGGUUUUUUUUGCACAAUGUUAAAUUUAAUUGCUCUCAUUUAGAGAAGGAGACACUUGUACAUUUCAUGGCCUGUUCUUAUUAAUGAGCAGAGUGAGCAUUUAUUUGCAGUAUUGUUAUUUGCCAAAUAGUAUCUAUACUGAGCAUUCACUGUAUGGAAAGCAUUGGAUUUCUACGUUCUGGAGAGUCUGAGAGAUGGUUCCUGAUUCUGGUACUUCAGUGUUAAUUACAUUAUAUGCAUAAAAUAUACAUAUUCAAUUUUGUUAUGAUUGAGUGUGUGCGGAGAAUACAAUAAUUACACUGCCAACAAGCUAUUGUGAAUUCUACAUAUAUUUAUAUUUCAAAUAAUGGAUGGUACAGCGGUAACUCCCACGAAGUAUAAUUCUAGAAUUAUUUUUAACAGUGAGUAAAUGACAUUUGAUCUUUAAGCAAGAGGGUAAUAUUAAAAUGGACAGGAAAAAUGUGUCUAUUGCUCUGAAAUUCUCUUGGCUUCUCAAAAACAGUCAAUAUUGCAGGAAAGUACUAAUAAAGGAAGGCAAAUAAAAAUUGAACUUGGAUUUAGUGUCAAAUGUUCUGUAGAAUAAUAACGACACAGCGUGUUUUAAAGCGCUUUGGUAAUUGAGCUGUGUUCUCCUGGAAGUGGCAGAACGGGAAAAUUGCAGGCAAGAACUGACGGUAGAAACUGCUGUCAGUGGUUUGUAACAGAAAAGGUGCCCCAGUCUUAAUUGUGGCCAGCUAGCUCAGCCCUGGAGAAGGCUUGUCUUGAUUUCCAGCAAAGACCACUCCUGGGGGACCUUAAUCGCAGAAGCAGCAGCAAAACGAGAUACUAGCUGGAGGAAGAUCUAAAGAGAAAACACUGGGCAUUCUCCGUGCUAUGGGAAAGAUCAACACAAUAUUUAAUCCUAUGUCAGGUCGAGAGACUGAAUCAACCCUAGUAUUGGAUCUUCACCAACAUUCAAUUUUUCAGCGACGCUCGUAUACACCAUUCUGGGCAACUUUGCCAGAUCACAUCCCUUAUCUUUGGAAGCCCCAGCAUGGGGCUUACGGUCAACAAGCUCUGAGAAAUCAACCAGGAACCACCAAACUGCAUUUCUCAAAGAAGACUGAGGCAGGCGGAGGUGAAGAGAAAACCUCAGGGGCAGUGGGGGGCAGCGUGGGGAGGGAGGCGGGGGCACAGCGAGGGGAAGGAUCGGGAGGACAGGUCUGACUCCUGACUGGCUGGGGUGGUUUUAGAGCAAGUCACAGCUCCAGCUCGCCAGGCAGGAGCUGUCCAACUUUUCAGCAGCGGCGGGAUCCGGAUUCCCGUGCCCUGGACUCAGAAAGCGGCGACCCCUGCCGCUGCUGCUGUUGCUACAUCGAGCUGCUAACAAUUCCUGCUUUCGUUGCCGGCACCCAAAGAAAGGAAGGAAAGACGAAAGGGAGGAAGGUGGGACCGACCGUUGUGGAAGCGAAGUAUUGCCCGUCCUAGUCGUGGUGACUUGGGGAGCCCAGGAGCGUGUCUCUGCCACAACCACUGUGAAGGGAGCCCUGUCGUGGUCUGCGAUCCGAUCCCUCCUGCUAGCAGAGCCCCCUCUCGGUCGCCUCGAGCCUCUGAGCCUCUGGUGGCUUCAAGCGGGAAGCUGAGCCCAGCCUCUGUUCGGCUCCAGAAGCAGCAGCAGCAGCGGCAGCAGCAGCGGGGAGGCGCUCGGGCCAGUGCAGUGAACCCGGCUGGGCAGCAGGGCACAGAGCCGCCGGCCAGGAUGGAGGCGGAGGGCAGCAGCGUGCAGGCUCCGGCAGGCAGUAGCGAGAGCAGCGACGGUGCUGGCGGGGCCACGCUCAAAGCACCCAAGCACCUCUGGAGGCACGAGCAGCACCACCAGUACCCACUCCGGCAGCCCCAGUUCCGCCUCCUGCACCCUCAUCACCACCUGCCUCCACCGCCGCCACCGCCCUCGCCCCAGCCCCAGUCCCAGUCCCCGCUGCAGCCACCGCCGCCGCCCCCCCUGCCACCACCUCCGCCGCCGCCCGGGGCAGCUCGUGGCCGCUAUGCAUCGAGCGGGGCCACUGGCCGUGUCCGGCAUCGUGGCUACUCCGACACGGAGCGCUACCUGUAUUGCCGCGCCAUGGACCGAACCUCCUACGCCGUGGAGACUAGCCACCGGCCCGGCCUGAAGAAAUCCAGGAUGUCCUGGCCCUCGUCGUUUCAGGGACUCAGGCGUUUUGAUGUGGACAAUGGCACAUCUGCGGGACGGAGUCCCUUGGAUCCCAUGACUAGCCCAGGAUCUGGGCUAAUUCUCCAAGCAAAUUUUGUCCACAGUCAACGUCGGGAGUCCUUCCUGUAUCGAUCCGACAGCGAUUAUGACCUCUCUCCAAAGUCUAUGUCCCGGAACUCCUCCAUUGCCAGUGAUAUGUAA